AUGUUAUCCUCCAUUGGCAGCCCCCAGGAGUAUGUUGUUGAGUUAUUCAUGAUAUUGGAUGCAUGGAUACUUCCAGUUAUUCAGCAAAUGUGUGAAUAUGUUAUGUGCGAGUAUAUUUUAGAGCUUUUGAACACAUCUCAUACUAUGGGACAAACGUCAAUGUCAUCUCAGUUUUUUACGCACACUAUUGUGAUCCUCAUGUUCAUCUUCCGUCUCACCCGCUCCGUCCACUUGCUCCAAUCCAUUCAAGCUUCCCUUUACGAUGUUGGCUACCUUUCGGAAUCUGUCCAACAGGCUGUCUUCGCGGAUGGUCGUGUCAUUGCCGGAGUCCAGGGAGAGACGGGAGGCGGUUCGGUCAACGCCAUCUAA
Messenger RNA from Acanthoscelides obtectus, 369 nucleotides. NCBI's taxonomy places the organism in Eukaryota, Metazoa, Arthropoda, Insecta, Coleoptera, Chrysomelidae. The record is from the annotation of a GenBank genome assembly.